AUGGAACGCAAGAGGGAUGAGGCCAUUAGGGCAAAAAGACUCGUUGAGAAGAAAUUGGCUGAUAAAGAUUUUGCUGCUUCAAAGAAAUAUACAGUAAAGGCCCAAACCAUGUGUCCUGAUCUUGAUGGCAUCUCUCAGAUGUCCACCAUUGUUGAUGUGUAUAUAUCUGCAGAAAACAAGUUAAAUGGUGAAGUCGAUUGGUAUGGGAUACUCGGUGUCAACCCGUGUGAUGAUGAUGAGACAAUCAGGAAACAGUAUAGAAAGCUGGCUCUCAUGCUGAACCCUGAUAAAAACAAAUCAGUUGGUGAAGAUGGAGCAUUUAAACUUAUUUCUGAAGCAUGGAGUUUGUUGUCUGACAAGGCUAAAAGAUCAACCUAUAACCAAAGGACGAAAGUUCCAUCAGCUUCCCCUGGUGCUGGUGUAAACAGUUUUGCAAAGCGUGCAACUUCAAAAGUACAAAAGUCCCACAGCUCCACCACUACUUUUUGGAUUGUUUGCCAUGGAUGCAGGAUGCAAUAUGAAUACCUAAAAAUAUACCUGAAUCAAACACUCCUAUGUCCCAAUUGCCAGGAGCCUUUUUUGGCUAAAGAGAGUGCACCACCUGUUACUUUUAAGAAAUCGGUUUCACACCAACACCAACAACAUCAGGAUUCAAUGAAGCAAUAUCAUUCAUCAAACAACACAAACACAGAUAGCUUCUGCAACACAGACCCUUCCAUUGCAUCACAAGCAGCAAAUGUUAUCCAGCGGGUGAAUGAGAGAUUGAAAAUAGAGCGUGAAGAGUUUUCCAUGGGAAACCACUCAAAAAAUAGAAAAGCAGAUGAGAAAAUCUAG
This is a messenger RNA of Lactuca virosa, 834 nucleotides long. Lineage: Eukaryota; Viridiplantae; Streptophyta; Magnoliopsida; Asterales; Asteraceae. The record is from the annotation of a GenBank genome assembly.